AUGGCCGAAGGAGCAGCAAGCGUCGUAGCCGCCGUCUUUAACGGGCCUUCAUUCCUUCCAUCCUCUUCAAUCUGUUUUCCCGAUUUUCGAUUACUUGGAGAUGGCGAUCUUGAGGAUGAUGAGAUCCAAGACUUGCGUGCAAACGUAGCAAAAGUUUCCGAUACAGACUUCGUCUUUUCGCGGGAAGCUUUAGAAGUCUGUGACACUGGAAUUGCUUCAUCUGACGUUGAGUUGGCAUAUUCAGGAGCUGAGCUUCCCUCAGGAGAUCCCUUCACUUUUUGA
Messenger RNA from Sclerotinia sclerotiorum 1980 UF-70, 282 nucleotides. RefSeq lists its product as hypothetical. The transcript has a single exon. The record is from RefSeq and is a predicted model, not a curated record. Bases 1 to 282 code for a protein of 93 amino acids. Lineage: Eukaryota; Fungi; Ascomycota; Leotiomycetes; Helotiales; Sclerotiniaceae.